AGAAAAUUGACAUAAUGGCUGAGAGAACAUAUAAAUAACCAGAAUACAGCAUUUCAGACCAAAGGCAGCAACGUCUCCGAAGGGAGCAUUGUAUAGGUUAAGUUCAUCUAGAGGCACAGCAGAAACUGGAUUUUGCAAAAUAAACUGAGAAGCUUCUUUUUAGAAAACAUUUCUGAGAACGUCUGAGAGAUUUUUUACCUCUGCCUUUAGCUGUGUUUGCAAUUUCUUUAAAAAAAACAUGUGCACUGGAGGCUGUGCUAAGUGCCUAGGAAUCACUCUUAUCCCUUUGGCUGUGCUAUGUACACUUGCUAACAUUUUGCUGUUCUUCCCUGGAGGAAAAGUGGUUGAAAACAAUCAAAAUAUUACAGAUGAGGUUUGGUACUUCGGAGGGAUCUUGGGAUCUGGUGUAUUGAUGAUCUUUCCUGCUUUGGUGUUUUUGGGCCUUAAGAAUAAUGAUUGCUGUGGAUGCUGUGGUAAUGAGAGCUGUGGAAAGAGGUUUGCGAUGUUUUCCUCUAUAAUAUUUGCUGCAGUUGGAGUUCUGGGAGCUGGAUAUUGCUUUGUUGUGUCAGCAGUAGCCCUAAACAGAGGCCCUAAAUGUAAUGAUGGAAACCAGUGGCUCUAUCCGUUCCAGGACGGGAAUUAUCUAGGUAACCACACAAUAUGGGCUAUGUGUAAGUCACCUGAAACUAUAGUUUCUUGGCACCUGACCCUCUUCGCCUUGCUGCUAGUGAUGAGUGGGAUCCAAGCAGUGCUCUGCGGUAUUCAGGUUGUGAAUGGACUCUUUGGAACAAUCUGUGGGGACUGCAAAUGCUGCGGAUGUUGUGGGGUGAGCAACUGA
This is a messenger RNA of Cygnus atratus (black swan), 838 nucleotides long. RefSeq names its product transmembrane 4 L six family member 4 (gene TM4SF4). The transcript is spliced from 4 exons. Bases 239 to 838 code for a protein of 199 amino acids. Lineage: Eukaryota; Metazoa; Chordata; Aves; Anseriformes; Anatidae. The record is from RefSeq and is a predicted model, not a curated record. Gene Ontology annotation, cellular component: membrane.